This is a messenger RNA of Gavialis gangeticus (Gharial), 1403 nucleotides long. RefSeq names its product ATPase H+ transporting V1 subunit D (gene ATP6V1D). Gene Ontology annotation, molecular function: proton-transporting ATPase activity, rotational mechanism. The coding region runs from base 1 to 798 and encodes 265 amino acids. Gene Ontology annotation, cellular component: proton-transporting V-type ATPase complex. The transcript is spliced from 10 exons. Lineage: Eukaryota; Metazoa; Chordata; Crocodylia; Gavialidae. The record is from RefSeq and is a predicted model, not a curated record.
AUGGGAGGAAAAAGCAGAGAUUUUUGUUUGCCUCAGUACAACACUGGACACAGCAAAUCCACUAUUGUGGGAAAAAGGGUCUUCCCCUCGCGGAUGGCUCAGACCAUCAUGAAAGCUCGUCUGAAAGGGGCCCAGACAGGUCGCAACCUCUUAAAGAAAAAAUCUGAUGCUUUGACUCUUCGAUUCCGACAGAUACUCAAGAAAAUUAUUGAGACUAAGUUAUUGAUGGGUGAGGUGAUGAGAGAAGCUGCCUUUUCACUUGCUGAAGCAAAGUUCACAGCAGGAGACUUCAGUACCACUGUGAUCCAGAAUGUGAAUAAGGCUCAAGUCAAGAUCAGAGCUAAGAAAGACAAUGUAGCAGGUGUGACUCUGCCAGUGUUUGAGCACUACCAAGAAGGAGGAGAUAGUUAUGAGCUGACUGGCUUAGCAAGAGGUGGGGAACAGCUGGCAAAACUGAAGAGGAACUAUGCAAAAGCAGUGGAGCUGCUUGUAGAACUGGCCUCAUUACAGACUUCCUUUGUUACUUUGGAUGAAGCCAUUAAGAUAACGAACAGGCGUGUGAAUGCCAUUGAACACGUGAUUAUUCCUAGGAUUGAGCGCACACUGUCCUAUAUCAUCACGGAGUUGGACGAGAGAGAGCGAGAGGAGUUCUACAGGUUAAAGAAAAUCCAGGAGAAAAAGAAAAUAUUGAAAGAGAAGUCAGAAAAAGAGCGGGAGUUGUGGAGAGCAGCUGGUGGGGAACGUGAGCCUGCCAACCUGCUAGUAGAAGAAAAGGAUGAGGACCUCCUCUUUGAGUAGCUCUGUACAGGGGGACACAGAGGGUGGUAUGUUCACUGGGAUAUUAAUCUGGAAAAUAUUUAUAAACAUGGCUCUUCAUUUGGUGUGUUAGCCUUGUAAUCAGAUUGGACUGUGGCUUUUUCCUGGGAGACUAGAAUUCUGGGAAGAUGACUGCUGAGGGUAAAGUUUGGUCUUUUGUCAUUCUUACAAGAAAAGCUUUUUGGCGUAUGAUAGUGGCCUAGUACUUGUCUACCACACGCAUUUGAUGAUUCAUUUCCCAUUAAGAAUGAAAUAGAUACUCCCCUCCCUUUUUCAGGGCAUGUGUAAAAUGCAGAAUAGUCAGUCCCUCUGCUUUCCUUCUAGAUGGUGGAAAAUAACUGGUGGGGAGGAGAAAAUGCAUGAUACUUGAAAAAAGUUAAACAUGUAUUUCUACAACUUGGAAGAUGUUGAGUGUGAAUAACCCAGCUUUCUAAACUUGUUAGUGAAAUCCACAGCCUUAUGAUUGAACACACUUGUUGCACAAUUGUUACCAUUUGCCUGGAAAAAAAAUCUUUCAUUUUGUGAUUAGAUUUUGCCAAUUCAUGUGCAUGUCUAUGCUGUAUAACAGUAAAAGAAUCUUAAAUGUC